Messenger RNA from Vitrella brassicaformis, 2234 nucleotides. Lineage: Eukaryota; Vitrellaceae. The record is from the annotation of a GenBank genome assembly.
GUGCCAGUGGUUCUCCCGGACAUCGAUGGUUUGAUGAACACCCCACCAUGCACAAAUGGGCCUGGUCAUUUGUACUGCUGCUGCUGCUGCUGCUCGCCGCUAAUACAGGUGGGGCGGGCCAUCCAUCCAGAGGAUGCUUCGUGGCGCGCGUCAUGGUUUCCAUUUCACUCGUUGUUGGCUGCAGCGAUGACAAGAGUUGUUCCAUCAAGAGAGCGUCAAAUGCACGUCACAGCAGGGGGGCGGAUUGAAGCUUCUGAAAGGUGGGAUCAGAGGAGAGGAAGCUGGAGGACUCUGACUCAUCAACCAUGGCACUCUCUCGGCAUUGAUUGCAGGGGGGGUGGCACCGCAGUGCAGCCCAUCAGCGACCACAGAAGGAGGGCCUUUGCACAGGCCGACUCGCGAAUGAGCGGAAACAGCGCGGGCGUCAUGACUUCUCAAGAGAGCGACGACCCGAAGGAAGUCAUCCUCACAUUCGAAGGAUGGUACUUAUGAUGAAGGCCACACGUGCACCCAAUGCACCGUGACAACACGGUGUUGGUGGUGGGUGUGGUCAUCUGUGUAUGGGUGCUGCCAGGGACUUGCCUGACAUGGACAGCUGGCCCAAGAGUGGAGUGGGUGACUACUAUGGGCGGCUGUGUGAGGGGGAGAUGCCUGAGGACAGGUGCAAGGACAGGUCGACUUGGAAGCUGCCUGUCAUUAAGGGCGAGGAGAAAGACGGAAAGGGGAUUGCCAAAUGGGACACGGAGGUACGUAAGGAAGCAACGACACACAGAUUCCAGUGAGUCAAGGCUUGCAGAGGGUGGGUCGAUUGUAUGUUUGGCGGGUGGGUCAGAUGGUCCGCUUCCCUUCGACAGGGAGACCAAGUACUACGCAGCCUUUUGGGACGAAGACGACGCGGCGUCAGACGACUAUGUUGGUGUGUGUGACAAGGACAGAGAAACAGAGCAUGCUCCGACGGAUGUCAACCUUACUUGUUUGUCUGUUAGGCAAGACAGAGCCGUUCAAGCUCGACACCUUCCUGGUUGGGCGCUGUGCUUGUCUGUGUGCUCUUGUAUGUGUGUUGUGUCUUGUGUGCGUGCGCGUGACUCUCUUGGUGUCUGUCUGCCUGCAGAAGACGGGCGAUAUGAGGUUCAGCCUGUCACCCAAUGGAGGUAGAGAGACAUGCAGUGCAGGGAGCCUUAAGGCAUCCAUGGUUGGUUCCCUUGUCGCUCAAGGGAGGGUCAAGGUCACCGGCGAGUAUCUCGGCGGCCCGCAAGAAAUGCUUGCCAGGCAGGAAGGUGAAUCAGACGGCUUACUCUACCCCACCGCCAUCCAUCAUCACACACGUCUGUGUCUCGUGUCCAUCCAGAGUGCGAGGCGGCACAAGAGUUCUACAACAAGUCUGAGACAACCCCGCCCGACAAGUUCCUCGUCACCGUCGAAAAGGCCUCAGGUCAGCCAACAAGCGAACAAUCCAAGCCUUUCUCUCGAGACGGCACACAUGCAUGGCGUUGGGCAGGUUUGCCCAAGAUGGACCUGACGUGCGACGGCGAGUUUGUGGGAAUGCUGUGCGAGUCUCAGCUGGAGGAGGGAGCCUGCAAGGAGAACAAGAAGAUGCAGACCAAGCAGGCCGACGGCAAGAACGGCGUCGCCACGUGGAACAAGAAGUUUCAACUGCCAUAUGUCAAGGGCCAGAGGUUCUACCUCUCCUUCUUUGAGCACGACACCAUAUCGGACGAUUAUGUCGGUGAGUGAGUGGGCUCAGUGGGAGGGAGCCUCUGCACAUGUGCUUUAACGAACCCGAUUGCUCGUCUGUCGGUUGCAGGGAUGACGGAGACCUUCGUGACGGAGGACGUCCUGUGCAAGCCAAAACUGUCUCUGACGAUCAAGGACAAGGGGAGAUAUAAUGGUGGCUCAAGACACAUACUCAACGCACUCAGACAGCAAGAGGAAAAACACCAAUGUCUCACUAUCUCGUGUGCAGGAAAGGUGGAAUUGGCAGGGGAGAUCUCUUUCCCGAAACUAAAGAAAAGUGGCGCGACAUACUUCUCGCGCAGACAGUUGGUGGUGCAGGCCUGCUCUGCAGCUGCUGUGGCUUUUGCACUCUUCUCUCUCUGGCUGUGAGGAUGGCACGUGUGUGUCUUUGGGGGGCGGGGGUUGUGGUGUUGGCAGGGAGUCUGGUACGCUUUAGACAUCUGUGCCUUGCUUGUUUCUUGCUGCUGCUGCUGGACUCUCUGGGUCGUUGGUGUGUCUUG